GUUUCCACUUCUUAUGUCGGAGGAGAUCAUGGCAGCUGAAGACCACGAGAGUUUGGAGGAGCACAUGCAAUUGCAGAGAGUCUUUCGUAUUCUGACGAUUGACGUUCCCGACAAGCGGUUGGCACGCAAACUGCAGGUGGUCGAGGCCAAGCUAGCCGAGCUGUAUCACGCGUCAUUGAGUGACAGCGUUGUGGACGCCAAGACCCGCGACCGACACCACCGCGAAGGCAAACGCUUGGAAGAGUGCAAAGCGGCGUACUUGGCUGAACGACACAAAUUGCACGCCGGCGGACAGGACGACCGGCUCGCCACGCACCGCAUCUCCAAGGACGUGCUGGCCGAAGUGCUCGAGAGGUUGGGCAUGCCCGUGUCGGCGGCGGAAGUGGAGGAUAUGGUGUGGGAAGUGAACGACGGGCUGGACGGCGCCGUGUCGUGGGACGAGUACAAGCGGUCGUUCCUGCGGUGCAAACACGACAAGACGUAUCUCGAGCCGACGUUGCUCUUCCACAUCACGUGCUUUGUCAUGUACGACCGCGACUGCAGCGGCAAGGUCUCGAUGGACGAUGCCAUGCAUAUGUUGUUUUUGAAGUAUGGUAACCACAUGGAAGCGGAAAUGGAAGCAUUAUUUGGCAAGCGCCUGCGGGACGACGAGUUUGUCAUGACGUUGACGUUUCCGCAGUUGACCUCCCAUUAGUACGUCGAGGCGCUGGAACGCCGGCGGAUUGAUCAAAUUGACCAAUUGGGGGUUUGGGGCAAACUCGGCGCCGCCAAACGACACGCAAAAGCCGCUGCGACAUUGUCGACGCCAGUGAAACCCCCCGUGUAGCAGCCUUCAAUCCGUCACUCGACCUAGAAGGACUUCAUUUGACAGUACUUAUUUAGUAUAGCGGUAUACAUCAUCCACGUAUGCAAACUUUUGUAUAUGGCGAACGUGGGAAUACUGGUA
Messenger RNA from Aphanomyces astaci, 946 nucleotides. RefSeq lists its product as hypothetical. NCBI's taxonomy places the organism in Eukaryota, Oomycota, Saprolegniomycetes, Saprolegniales, Verrucalvaceae. The record is from RefSeq and is a predicted model, not a curated record. The transcript has 5 exons. The coding region runs from base 14 to 694 and encodes 226 amino acids. Gene Ontology annotation, molecular function: calcium ion binding.